AUGUGCUUGGUCAACGGCAUUUUUGAUGCGAUCCUCUUUCUGGAGAGAGCUAUUCACGUGAAGUAUCCGUUGUUCUCAAGGCAAGCACCGGCUGUCUUCAAUGCAGCCUCACUAGUCUGUAUGACGUGCCCAUUGGUGGAGCUGGCAGCUGCUUCCCUUGCAGCCGCAAUUUACAUAGAAGCAUCAGAGCAGGAGAGCCGACUCUUGAUGCCUCCGUCAGUGGACAUCUCUUAUGAUGGAGAGGCUUGUGGGACCAAGGAAAGAUGGCAUAUUGCUCCCACCAUGUUUGUUCAUUCAUCCAUGUCCUUCCUUCGAAGGCCAGACGUCCAGAUCAAUUCCAGGCCUUCACAGGCUCUGGAGCAGUGGAGCAAAUGUUUGUGA
This is a messenger RNA of Durusdinium trenchii, 381 nucleotides long. NCBI's taxonomy places the organism in Eukaryota, Dinophyceae, Suessiales, Symbiodiniaceae. The record is from the annotation of a GenBank genome assembly.